UGUGAAAUGGACAGAAGCCAGACGAAGAAAACCAAGAAAACUCACUUCCAAGAUGGGAACCACAGAAGCACAUCUCCCGUUCACAACCGCAACCCGUCUUCCCUCCGAUUUCGUUGUCGUCCCCCGGCCAGGUUGCCCCCCCGCCCCACAGCGCCCCGUGGACAGUGGAGCCAGAGCAUGGGUGCGCUAAGCCCAGAAAGGGACCAAUUCGACAACCUGUGCAGUCUUUUGCACUGCAGUCCCUGUGACUAGUCUACUUAAAGUCACGUCGAUGAUGUUGAACUUUUAGCUACUGUUUUGGUCUGCUAGCGUCAAAAAUGCCUUUCGUUCACUGUCGUCAACAAGCCUGGAAAGGCUGAGGUUUAUAUCGUGAAGGGUUUCCUUGCUCACCGUGCUUGCUCGUCAACCUCAUCACCUCAUUCCUUCUUCGACCUGUCUGACAUCCAUGUCACCGUCAACGAAGAAAGGCGACAUCGAGUCGCCCCCGGGUGCCGAGUCUGAGACUGAUCUCGAACUGCUCGGCCGUCAAAGACCAGAUGUCUUCUCCAGCACUUUUACCGAGGUUAUGUUUUGUGCUUCACUUCUGAUAUCCAUGUUCAUGGCGGAGUUCUUCAUCUCAGGCUUCAACAUCAUCCUUCCCUCGGUUUCCAUCUCGCUCGAAAUUCCAAAAACCUCACAGGUGUGGCCCGCCAGCGUCUUCUCCCUCGUCACUGGUGCCUUUCUACUGCCCUUUGGCAGGAUAGCCGACAUUUAUGGCGCCUACUGGGUUUUCAGCAUCGGAAUGGUCUGGUUCUCAGCUUGGUCUCUCAUCUCUGGCUUCAGCACGAAUUACAUCAUGCUUAUUGUCACCAGAGCUCUGGGUGGGUUUGGACCAGCGGCCUUCUUACCGACGGGGAUCAUGUUGCUGGGGAAGCUAUACCGUCCGGGUCCGAGAAAGAACUUGGUGUUUGCGCUUUACAGCGCCUUUGCGCCCAUUGGCUUCUUUUUGGGCAUCAUCACGGGCGGCUUGACGAUCGAGUACCUCAGUUGGAGGUGGUACUUUUACAUCGGCUCCAUUAUCCUGUUCAUCUCUUCAGCUGUUGCGUUUGUGACAAUUCCAAAAGACAUGGAGCAAACGAGAAGGGAAAAUGCCCAUAUCAAAAUGGACUGGUGGGGCAUUGUUACGAUUGCGCCGGGCUUGGUCUUGACUACAUUCGCCCUGACAGACGGAGCUCACGCACCCCACGGAUGGAAGAGUCCGUACAUCAUCGUGACUUUCAUUCUUGGCGUAUUGCUUCUAGGCGCCGCGGUCUACAUUGAAGGUUGGGUAGCAGAACAGCCGCUGCUCCCGUUCGAUCUCUUUCAACCAAAGUACAUGGUCCGGCUCACUGUCGCACUGUUCUUUGCCUAUGGCAUCUUCGGGGUUUUCCUAUUUUACGCCAGUUUCCAAAUCAGCGAGUGGAUGGGACAAACAGCACUCAUCACAGCCAUUUGGUUCGCCCCAAUGGCUGGUGGUGGUAUCGUAUUGGCCACAAUCGGUGGGUUUACCCUUCAUCUGUUGCCUGGUAGGCUACUCUUGAUCAUUUCUGCGCUUGGAAGCCUGGCCUGCGUGCUUCUGUUCGCGCUUAUGCCACAAGAUGCCAACUUUUGGGCAUGGGUCUUUCCUGCCAUGCUCGGCUCGACCAUUGGCAUAGACAUCACCUUCAUCGUCAGCAACGUCUUCAUCACGACCAAUGUUGCAAGGCAUAGGCAGGGUUUGGCAGGGGCUCUCAUCAACAGCCUCUUGUUUUUGGGCAUCAGCUUCUUCCUCGGCAUUUCGGAUCUUGCUGUUUCCGAAGAGACCAAGAGGGGUGGCACAACUGGACAUCAAGUCGCCUUUUGGUUUGCUACUGCUUGUGCUGUGGUUGUUCUGCUCUUGUUUGCCACCAUCAAGGUCGGCAAGGCUGAGUCCGAUUUGACCUUAGAAGAAAGGGCGGAGUUAGAAAGGCAGGCCAAAAACCAAGCCAGCCGGUCCACAGUGACCGAGGAGAAGGCCUAGUGGUGACACGACAUGACACCUAGAUGCUUAGAAUUGCGAGCUAGAAUGGCUUACUAAUUUAGACUGGAUAGACACCGCAUAGAAUAACUUCAACUAUAACCAUCU
This is a messenger RNA of Podospora pseudocomata, 2122 nucleotides long. RefSeq lists its product as uncharacterized. The transcript is spliced from 3 exons. The record is from RefSeq and is a predicted model, not a curated record. Gene Ontology annotation, biological process: transmembrane transport. Gene Ontology annotation, molecular function: transmembrane transporter activity. Bases 446 to 2017 code for a protein of 523 amino acids. Lineage: Eukaryota; Fungi; Ascomycota; Sordariomycetes; Sordariales; Podosporaceae. Gene Ontology annotation, cellular component: membrane.